CCUCUCCCCUCUCCCCUCUCCAUUCUCAUCUCCAGCGCUCAUCUCAAUAUACUAGAUUACCAUCGUUUGCGUCGUCUUCACUCCUCACUUCCUCUUAGAAUAAUAGAACCAAACAAAGACACUAAUCUCCACCUCGGCUCUUCCUUGAUUGAAAACUUUGAAAUGUCUGGAAAUAUCUUCUCUAAAUUGUCUUUUCUAGUUGCCCAUUAACCUCUCCUUCUCGUCCGUCCGUCCGUUUUUUUAUUUAUUUUUAUUUAAACCAAAGUUAAUCGCUCGGGUGUAAGAGUUGAAACGGCGCUUCUACUUUUCAUACAAAUCGUUGGCUAAGCAGAGGACGGAUGUAUGUUUUUUUCUAGAUAGAGUUGCAUUCACGUGUAUGGUAUCUGUUUCGUAUCGUGAGAUGAUUUUCCAGGUGUCGAGCUUCUCUUUUUCGAUCAAGUAAUAAAUACUCGCUCCGAAGAAGAGUACUCUUACUUAUCAAAAGAAGAAGAAGAAGAAGAAGAAGAGUACUCUGCUCCAUGAACUGCGCUUGAACAACUUGGUGGUUUCGGAAAAGCAGUUUCCUGAGUUGGCAUGGCAACCACAACAAAAACCGAAGGUUCUGUUCCUGGAACUGCAAAAGUUCCUGCGGAGGCACAUCCCUUGGCAGAAGAAUCAUCAAAGAUUGCGUCUAAUAUUAGUUAUCAUGCAUGUUAUAGUCCUCACUUUUCUCCUUUCAAGUUUGACAGAGAGCAAGCCUACUAUGCAACAGCAGAGAGCGUCCGAGAUCGCCUGAUACAGCAAUGGAACGAGACUUACUUACAUUUUCAUAAAGUUGAUCCAAAGCAAACUUACUACCUGUCGAUGGAAUAUCUUCAAGGACGAGCUUUGACCAAUGCAAUUGGAAACUUGAACAUCCAAAACGCAUAUGCUGAGGCCUUGGUUAAGUUGGGUCAUGAGAUGGAGAACAUAGCUGAACAGGAGAAAGAUGCAGCCCUUGGGAAUGGUGGUCUGGGAAGGCUUGCAUCAUGCUUUUUGGACUCGAUGGCAACUUUGAACUUGCCUGCUUGGGGUUAUGGUUUACGGUACAGAUAUGGACUGUUCAAGCAGAGAAUUACCAAGGAGGGUCAAGAAGAAACUGCUGAAGAUUGGCUUGAGAAGUUCAGUCCCUGGGAAAUUGUCCGGCAUGAUGUCAUGUUUCCUAUUAGAUUUUUUGGUCAGGUUGAGGUCUCUCCUAGUGGAUCUCGAAAGUGGGUUGAAGGAGAAAUUAUCCAAGCAUUGGCCUAUGAUGUGCCCAUUCCUGGAUACAAGACCAAGAACACUAUUAGUCUUCGUCUUUGGGAUGCAAAAGCUGGAGCAGAAGAUUUUAACUUAUUUCAGUUUAAUGAUGGACAGUAUGAGUCUGCUGCACAGUUUCAUUCUAGAGCUCAGCAGAUUUGUGCAGUUCUAUAUCCUGGAGAUACUACAGAAAAUGGAAAGCUUUUACGACUGAAGCAACAAUAUUUCCUUUGCAGUGCCUCACUUCAGGACAUCAUUUUCAGAUUUAAGGAGAGAAGGGAGGGAAAGAGAGCAUGGAAGUGGUCUGAAUUCCCUAACAAGGUUGCAGUACAACUAAAUGAUACACAUCCUACUCUUGCAAUUCCAGAAUUGAUGAGAAUACUAAUGGAUAAUGAAGGACUUGGCUGGAAUGAAGCUUGGGAUAUCACAAAAAGAACCAUUGCUUAUACUAAUCACACAGUCCUCCCAGAAGCACUGGAGAAAUGGUCACAAUCUGUAAUGCAGAAGCUUCUACCACGUCACAUGGAGAUAAUAGAAGAAAUUGAUAAGAGGUUUAUGGCCAUGAUACGCUCCACUCGAAUGGACCUUGAGAGUAAGCUCCCUAAUAUGUGCAUCUUGGAUAAUAAUCCCCAAAAGCCAGUUGUGCGGAUGGCAAAUUUGUGUGUGGUAUCUUCACAUACGGUAAAUGGUGUGGCUCAGUUACACAGUGAUAUCUUAAAGGCAGAGUUGUUUGCAGAUUAUGUUUCUAUAUGGCCCACGAAAUUCCAGAAUAAAACCAAUGGGAUCACUCCUCGCCGAUGGCUCCGUUUUUGCAGCCCUGAGCUUAGUAGUAUAAUCACCAAAUGGUUAAAGACUGAUCGAUGGAUUACUGACCUUGACCUCCUUUCCAAUCUUCGUCAAUUUGCAGACAAUGAAGAAUUGCAUGCUGAAUGGGCAUCUGCCAAAAUGGCUAACAAGCGUCUUUUGGCUCAAUAUGUAUUGCAAGUAACAGGUGUAUCUAUUGACCCCAAUAGCCUCUUUGAUAUACAAGUUAAGCGCAUCCAUGAAUAUAAGAGACAGCUGCUGAACAUUCUGGGUGCAGUAUAUAGAUACAAGAAGCUAAAGGAGAUGAAUGCUGAAGAACGGAAAAAGACAACAGCAAGAACCAUCAUGUUUGGAGGAAAAGCAUUUGCGACAUAUACAAAUGCUAAGAGAAUAGUCAAACUGGUGAAUGAUGUGGGGGCUGUUGUCAACAAUGACCCGGACGUCAACAAAUACUUGAAGGUUGUUUUUGUUCCAAAUUACAAUGUAUCUGUAGCUGAAAUGCUCAUCCCAGGAAGUGAGUUGUCACAGCACAUCAGUACAGCGGGCAUGGAGGCAAGUGGUACAAGCAACAUGAAAUUCUCACUCAAUGGUUGCAUCAUAAUUGGAACAUUAGAUGGGGCUAAUGUUGAAAUCAGGGAGGAGAUUGGUGAGGAGAAUUUCUUCCUUUUUGGUGCAAAAGCAAAUGAAGUUCCAAGGCUACGCAAGGAGAGAGAAAAUGGACUGUUCAAACCAGAUCCACGGUUUGAAGAGGCCAAACAAUUUAUAAGAAGUGGUGCAUUUGGAAGUUAUGAUUAUAAUCUACUCCUUGAAUCCUUGGAGGGCAACUCUGGCUAUGGGCGUGGUGAUUAUUUUCUGGUUGGUCAAGACUUCCCAAGUUAUAUGGAUGCUCAAGCACGAGUUGAUGAAGCUUACAAGAAUAGGAAAAGGUGGCUCAAAAUGUCCAUAUUGAGCACCGCUGGGAGUGGCAAGUUUAGCAGUGACAGGACAAUAAUGCAGUAUGCCAAGGAAAUCUGGAAUAUCGAAGCGUGCCCUGUUCCAUAGUUCUGAGUACAAUAGCACAUUAGUACCCAAAAAAAAAAAGAGUACAAUAGCACCUUAACUACCAUGUUAUAAAUAAAAUUAACGUUGUGAUGUUAUAAACAAAAUGUCCUUUGUUGAAAAUGCUUAUGGGACUUCAAACUGCCUCAAAGUUCAGUAUGGUAUUCCUCAA
Molecule: messenger RNA, 3271 nt
Organism: Nelumbo nucifera (sacred lotus)
Lineage: Eukaryota; Viridiplantae; Streptophyta; Magnoliopsida; Proteales; Nelumbonaceae
Gene: PHS2
Product: alpha-glucan phosphorylase 2
Biological process (GO): glycogen catabolic process
Cellular component (GO): cytoplasm
Molecular function (GO): glycogen phosphorylase activity; pyridoxal phosphate binding
Source: RefSeq, a predicted model, not a curated record